Penicillium maclennaniae is the source of this 1821-nucleotide messenger RNA. Its product is annotated as coronin. Gene Ontology annotation, biological process: actin filament organization. The record is from RefSeq and is a predicted model, not a curated record. The coding region runs from base 1 to 1821 and encodes 606 amino acids. Gene Ontology annotation, molecular function: actin filament binding. The transcript is spliced from 9 exons. Lineage: Eukaryota; Fungi; Ascomycota; Eurotiomycetes; Eurotiales; Aspergillaceae.
AUGUCCGGGCGAUUUGUGCGUUCCUCCAAAUACCGCCACGUCUUCGGGCGUUCGACGAGAAAGGAACAAUGCUACGAUAACCUUCGCGUCUCCAGAAACGCUUGGGAUACCAACCUGAUCAAGGUUAAUCCGAAACACCUUGCGGUCAAUUGGGAAGCUGGUGGUGGCGGCGCUUUUGCUGUUAUUCCUCUUGAGGAGCGUGGGAAGCUUCCGGAGCGCAUCCCUCUGUUUCGGGGUCACACAGCAGUCGUGCUCGACACGGACUGGAAUCCUUUCAAUGACGAUCUGAUUGCCUCGGGUUCCGACGAUGGAAAGAUCUUCCUCUGGCGGGUUCCGGAGGACUUUACUGUGCGUCCCGAUGUCGAUGCCGAUGACAUCCAGGACAUUGCACCUGUUGGCAAGCUGAGCGGUCAUUCCAAGAAAGUUGGCCACGUGCUCUUCAAUCCCGCGGCCGAAAACGUGCUGGCAACGGCCUCGGGCGACUAUACUGUGAAGAUCUGGGACAUUGAGGCUGGUGCGCCUAAGCUGACUCUCAAUGUCGGCGAUAUUGUGCAGUCCCAGUCUUGGAGUGGCAACGGCUCCUUGCUGGUCACCACCUCGCGUGACAAGAAGCUCCGCAUUUGGGAUGUCCGUCAGGAGCGCCCUGCCCACGAAUCAAACGGACACUCGGGAGCCAAGAACAGCCGCGCUAUCUGGCUUGGUGAGCGCGACCGGAUCGCGACCACUGGUUUCUCCAAGAUGAGUGACCGUCAAUUGGCUCUGUGGGAUGUCCGUGCUGCCCGUGAGCCUAUUAGUGGCUUCAAAACCCUGGACUCCAUUUCGGGCGUCUGCAUGCCCUUCUGGGACGAGGGCAACAGCUGCUUGUACCUGGCUGGACGCGGUGAUGGAAACAUCCGAUACUUCGAGAUCGAGAACGAUAAGUUCGAGUUCCUCUCAGAGUACAAGUCCGCCGACCCGCAGCGUGGUGUCGCAUUUAUGCCCAAGCGUGGUGUGAACAUGCACGAGAACGAAAUUGCCCGUGCAUACAAGACUAUCAACGACGGCUACAUUGAGCCCAUCUCGUUCAUUGUACCCCGUCGCUCCGACAAUUUCCAAGACGAUAUCUACCCGCCCACUCUCGGACUGACCCCUGCCAUGAGCUCGUCCGAGUGGUUGGCUGGCAAGGAGGCCAUUCCGCCCAAGAUCUCCAUGGCUAGCUUGUUUGAGGGUGAAGGCCUCAAGGAGGUCGAGAGUGUUAAGGAAAAGCCUACUACUACUUUUGAUGCUCCCGAGCCCAAGCCUGCUGCUGAGCUUGUGGCCAAGAAGCCCGAGCCUGCUGUUGCGAAGCACGCCCCCGAGCCCGUUCCCGAGCCCACGCCGGUGGCCCGCCCUGCCCCGUCCAUGAAGGAACAGGGUGGUGCCAUGGCGGCCAUGGUGAACAAAUUUGCCGACGAUGAAGAAGAGACUGAAUCUGUGGAUGAUGACUCCAGCUUCGAGGAAGUCCCCAAACCCGUCGAGCGUGCCCGCUCGACUAUCACCGAGGCCGCUUCCCCCAGAGUCAGCAGUCCUCUGCGGCCAAAUGAGACCGAGGCCAAGCCCGAGCCCAAGCCCGAGCCCAAGCCCGAGCUCAAGGCCGAACCUGAGCCUGAACCUCGCUCAAUUACUCCCGCCGCUUCCUCCCCCACCGCUAGCGAGUCUGGCCUGCCCACUAGCGCCGUGCACCGCGAGAUUGAGGAAAUCAAGAACCUGAUUGCAGAGCAGACCAGAACGAUUGCGUCGCAGGCCAAGCAGAUGCAAACUUUGACUUCUGAGAUCGAGUCGUUGAAGAGCAAGCUGACCUAG